Messenger RNA from Monoraphidium neglectum, 1724 nucleotides. RefSeq names its product Protein RER1C. The transcript is spliced from 6 exons. Gene Ontology annotation, cellular component: membrane. The record is from RefSeq and is a predicted model, not a curated record. The annotation marks the transcript as partial. NCBI's taxonomy places the organism in Eukaryota, Viridiplantae, Chlorophyta, Chlorophyceae, Sphaeropleales, Selenastraceae.
AUGAUAGGGCUGGCCCUCACCCUGUUCGACGUCUUCGAUGUGCCCGUGUUCUGGCCGAUCCUCAUGCUCUAUUUUUUGGCGCUGUUCUUCGUUACCAUGAAGACCCGGAUAAAGCACAUGAUCAAAUACAAGUACCUACCAUUCUCAACCGGCAAAAAACCGCAGCGGCUGCCGCACUGGGCCAAAAAGAAGCAGCUCGAAGCGGCAAAAGAUGGCGGCGGCGCCGCGCGCGCCAAGUGGCUGCACCAUCGCUUGAAGGUCAUCCACCGGGCGCUCAAAAAGGCCAAGCAGUUUGAAGUGCGGAAGAUCACGCGGCGGAUUACGCAAGCCAAGGAUGGCAGCAAGGGCAAAGCGCCCGCAGGCGGCGACCAGGACGGCGGCGGUGGCGGCGAGGGGGCGGGCGGCGGCGGCAACAACGGCAAAAGCGGCGGCGGCGGCGGCGGCGCGUCGGCCGCGCUGCCUAAGCUGCAGCAGCAGCUUGAGGCGGCGAAGCGGGCGGAUCUGGACGCGUUGGCGCGGCAGGCCGCGCGCGCGGCAGGCUGGGUCCCCGCGGACGGCGAGGCCACGCCCGGCGAGGGCGCGGCCGCGGCGCCCACGGGGGCGAGCGAGGGCGCUGGCAGUGGCGCCGGGGGCGGCGACGGCGGCGGCGUGGCGGCAGUAAUCGGGGCGCGGCUGCUGGCGGCCAAAUGCGUGCUGGAUGAGUUGGAGGAGGGCCGAAAGGACUACAAAAAGAAAUUUGCUCGGCUGGAAAAAGAGCAGCGGCAGCAGGAUCAGCCUCGAUCCGACAGCAGCGACGGCAGCGAGGGCGGCGGCAGCGGGAGCGGCGACGACGAGGGGGCCGCGCCGCGCGGCGGGCGCUCGGCGUCGAUAGAGGAGGGGUCCAGUGAAGGUGGUGAGGAUGCCAGCGGCGACGCGGAGGAUGGAGGCCCGCGGCGGAGGCGCGGCGGCGCCGGCGCCGCGGGCGGCGGCGGCAGUGGUGGGGAUGAGGAGGUCGAGCUGGAUGACGUGGCGCUGGCAGCUCUCGGGAAGCUGUCGCGGAAGAGGCGGCGCUCGCCAGGGCUGGGCGGCCGCGGCGGCGAGGACGGCGGGGCCGCCUCGGGUGGAGAGGUUGAGGAGGGGGAUGAGGAAGAAGACAGCGGCGGUUCGGAAGAGGGGAUCGAUCCGGGGGCGGUCGAUUGGGAGCACCUGGAGUCGGAAGAAGGGGAUGAGGAGGCUGGGAGGGCAGGGGUGCGACCGCGCCGCGCCGCGGCGGCAGCAGCGGCCUCUGCAUCUGAAGAUGAGGAUGCGGACGAGGGCGGUGGCGGCCGCGGCGGCAGCGGCGGCGGUUCGGAAGACUUUGGCAGCGGCUCCGGCGGCGACGGCGACGACAGCGGCAGCGACGGCGGCGAGGAGGGCGGCUCCGGGUCCGACGGCAAAGGGGCGGCGCGGCGGCGGCGGCGGGGAACGGACGCCCGCGUGGCCGAGGGCGGCGCCGAGCAGCCGCUGCCGCCGCCGCCGCCCGGCGAGCCGCCAGCCCUGCCCGCGUGGCAGCAGCGGCAGCAGCAGCAGCAGCGGCGGGAGCAGCAGGAGGUGAAGCAGAAGAUGAGCCGCCUCGAGAAGUUCAUCAAGAAGAAGGGCAAGCGGCUGGGGCAGAGGGCGCGGCGGGCGAUGCUAGAGAAGCUUCACGGCCACAGGGCGCGCCACCUGCAGCUGCAGCAGCAGCAGGAGGAGCACGAGCGGCGGCU